This is a messenger RNA of Fonsecaea monophora, 300 nucleotides long. RefSeq lists its product as hypothetical. Bases 1 to 300 code for a protein of 99 amino acids. Gene Ontology annotation, cellular component: ribosome; cytosolic small ribosomal subunit. Gene Ontology annotation, biological process: ribosomal small subunit assembly; translation. NCBI's taxonomy places the organism in Eukaryota, Fungi, Ascomycota, Eurotiomycetes, Chaetothyriales, Herpotrichiellaceae. Gene Ontology annotation, molecular function: structural constituent of ribosome. The record is from RefSeq and is a predicted model, not a curated record. The transcript is spliced from 2 exons.
AUGCGCGCCACAUUUCAGCUCUUGAAGCGGUCCGUUUGGAAAGCGUGUGAUCCCUAUAACCUAAGCUCAGGCGCUUACAUCUUGUCAAUCAUAUGCACAGGACCGAACCUCGUCUUCCCCGAGCUUCCUACAGUCGUCCAUGGCAAAACGCCCACGACGAUAAAAACCCAGGCGCGGUCCGCCACCAUCCUACCCAAUUUUGUCGGCCUGAAGUUUGCGGUGCACAAUGGAAAGAUAUAUCAGGACGUGUACAUCACUGAAGAGAUGGUUGGCCGGAAACUGGGCGAAUUCGUGCCGUAA